Messenger RNA from Rhinocladiella mackenziei CBS 650.93, 423 nucleotides. RefSeq lists its product as uncharacterized. The coding region runs from base 1 to 423 and encodes 140 amino acids. The transcript has a single exon. The record is from RefSeq and is a predicted model, not a curated record. NCBI's taxonomy places the organism in Eukaryota, Fungi, Ascomycota, Eurotiomycetes, Chaetothyriales, Herpotrichiellaceae.
AUGACUUCGAGUUUGCGAGCUACGCCAAUCCCAGAGAAGAGGGACUAUCACUUUCAAGCAACAGACAAACAGUACAAGCGACAGUUCGCGAGACGGGGUAUGCGCAAAAACUUCAAUUCCAGAGAAAUGAAAGCUAUUCUCAACGAUCCCAUGGACAGCUCCGUAAUUCGAGGUGUCCAAGUUCCCAAAGCGAAGAUCAACCGAUUCGUCCGCAGACAACGCCUGAAACGACCGAAAGAUAAAACUCAGGCUCAUCUUGGAAAAGAAACCGUCCCUGCCACUGAGCUAGAAGUAGCAAUACCCGAAGAUCUUUCUUCACAUUCACCUCCUUUGCCUCAUGGAGAAAUAUUCAGUGCACCAAGGGACUGCAAAUUGAUGCUCAAAACGUUAAUCAGGACCACAUUGUCCUUUCCGAUGGCCUGA